ACAAGGAGACUUCCAAAGUCCAGCCCCUCACUCUCCUGGAAGCCAGCCCAGAACCUCCACCCUCUGAUACCAUGGUCAACUCCUGUUGUGGCUCCAGCUGCUGUGGCUCCAGCUGCUGCCAGCCUUGCUGCCGCCCCACCUGCUGCCAGACCACCUGCUGCAGGACCACCUGCUGCCGGCCCACCUGCUGUGGCUCCAGCUGCUGCCGCCCCUCCUGCUGUGGCUCCAGCUGCUGUGGCUCUAACUGCUGUGGCUCCAGCUGCUGCAGGCCCAGCUGCUGCAUCUCUAGCUGCUGCCGCCCCACCUGCUGCCAGACCACCUGCUGCAGAACCACCUGCUGCCGCCCCAGCUGCUGUGGCUCCAGCUGCUGCCGGCCCUGCUGUGGGGGUUCCAGCUGCUGUGGCUCCAGCUGCUGCCAGACCACCUGCUGCCGCCCCACCUGCUGUGUGUCCAGCUGCUGCCGCCCCUGCUGUGGGGGCUCCAGCGGCUGUGGCUCGAAUUGCUGUGGCUCCAGCUGCUGCCAGCCUUGCUGCCGCCCCACCUGCUGCCAGACCACCUGCUGCCGGACCACCUGCUGCCGCCCCACCUGCUGUGUGUCCAGCUGCUGCCGCCCCAGCUGUUGCUAGACCCCCUGCCACCACCCAACCUGCUCUAGUGGCUCUUGCUGCUGCUGAGUGCCCUGACCUGCACCCUGCUGUUUUCAUCAGCCAAUCUCCUUCAUGUCGUCCAACUGGGAGCUGAAUCAUGUGAGGCCAACUGUAAAACCUCAGUUCCCAAUGAUUUUUCAACUGGUUGGCCUUGGAAUAUACCACCCCACCGCACAAUUCCCUCCCACCUCUUUCCUAUGAUGUCCGUCCCAAUUCAGUACAAAGGUUGUAUUUUCCCUGAUAUACGAUAACAUAUCAUCCUACCUGAUGUAUCUGUUACUGCCAAAUGUUCUGUAUGGAGAUGUUUCUAUAUACCAAAUAAAUCUUAACUUUCCAGGCAUUAAAUAUAAAGA
This is a messenger RNA of Acinonyx jubatus (cheetah), 1000 nucleotides long. Its product is annotated as keratin-associated protein 9-1-like. Bases 72 to 626 code for a protein of 184 amino acids. The transcript has a single exon. Gene Ontology annotation, cellular component: keratin filament. NCBI's taxonomy places the organism in Eukaryota, Metazoa, Chordata, Mammalia, Carnivora, Felidae. The record is from RefSeq and is a predicted model, not a curated record.